Messenger RNA from Guillardia theta CCMP2712, 330 nucleotides. RefSeq lists its product as hypothetical. The transcript is spliced from 3 exons. NCBI's taxonomy places the organism in Eukaryota, Cryptophyceae, Pyrenomonadales, Geminigeraceae. Bases 1 to 330 code for a protein of 109 amino acids. The record is from RefSeq and is a predicted model, not a curated record.
AUGCAGCUUGAGUUAUACAAUAAGAGAGAUGCAGAUGAGUUCAUGACCUUGUUUGAUCCUGACUGCCAGCUGCUCGACCUACAAACCGGCAAGGAGCUCGCUAGAGGCCACGACCAGAUUCGGGCUCGUUACAUCGAAAGAUUCAAGAGUCCAGUUUAUUGCUCUUUGUACGGCAGACUUGCGAUCGGAAAGGUCGUAGUUGAUCGAGAGCAUAUCAGCGGACUACCGAAUGGUGCAGAAGCAAACUGCAUGGCUGUAUACCAAGUCAACGAAAGAGGUCUCAUACAUAGAGUGCAAUUUGUGUGGGAAGACAUCAAGCCUUCCAAAUAA